AUGACUCUUAUCCGACGUUUAACUCAUCAUUAUGUUGAAAUUCAAAAAAAUCCACCACCAUUAUGUUAUGCAGAACCAAAAGAUCCAAGUAAAGAUAUGAUUCAUUGGAUUGGAUGGAUUGAAGGAGCAGAAGAAACUCCAUAUACGGGUGGAAAAUUUCAUUUGUCAAUUGAUUUUCCUUCCGAUUUUCCAUUUAAACCACCACGUAUUAAAUUUGUAACACCAAUUUAUCAUCCAAAUAUUAGUACAAAAGGUAUUAUUUGUUUGGAUAUUCUUCAUUCACAAUGGUCUGCAGCAUUAACUGUUCGUACUCUUCUUAUAUCAUUAUCUUCAUUACUCAAUGAUCCUAAUCCUGAUCAUGGACUUAACAAUGAUGCUCUUCAACUCUACAGAACAAAUAAAGAAAAAUAUAAAGAAAUAGCCAAACAAUGGACAAUUAUGCAUGCUAUGAAUAAUAAAUAA
Messenger RNA from Adineta steineri, 462 nucleotides. The record is from the annotation of a GenBank genome assembly. Lineage: Eukaryota; Metazoa; Rotifera; Eurotatoria; Adinetida; Adinetidae.